AUGCAACAUAAGGAUCAACCUGGAGGAGAGUAAAACUCGCUGCAGCCGAACAGAAACACCGAAAAGUAGCUAAUAAACAUCAUUAUGGGACGUUUUUGGCGAACAUACAGAGUCCGAAACCGUGUUUAUUGAUCGUGUCGAUGUCGAUUAACAACUUUUAGCGGGAAAAUAGUCGACGCGCUGUUGUUGGCGCUCCAGUUGAAACAGUUCUGCUUUCGGUCGGAUGGAAGUGAGUGAGACAGGUCAGUUUUAGAGACAGACAGGUCGGUUUAACAGCUCUCUGUGGACGGUUAGUGUCUCCGGGGCUCAAUGUCCGCAGUAAACUGCACUGAGGAGCUGGACUUCAGACUUAUCUUUGAGGGAGACGGGAGACAGACGGCAGGUCCAGAUGUCAAUGCGAGGUCACCUCCCACUUCCACACAGGCUCUGGCUAAGCAUGCAAUCAACCAGGAACAGCAGAGUUACCCUCAAUAUCUCCCCACCACUAACAACUACCAGUGUGUGGGAUUCCAGUCCCAGGGAGCCCAGUAUGGCACCCAGGGGAACCUCAGGGCGUUUGAUUGCCCCAGCAUCCAGAUCACCUCCAUUGCUCCUAACAACCAUGUUGAGCAGGGUAGUAGUCAAGAUGUUCUAGCAGUGGGUGGGGCAGAGGGGGGUUAUUCUGAGCAAUCCUGGUCCAGAGACCAGCUUUACCUGCCUGUGGACCCCUGCUACAGGGACCAGGCGCUCUGUCCAAGCCCGUGCAGCAGCCUGUCCUCCAGAAGCUGGAUGUCUGACCUGUCUUCCUGUGAGUCUUUCUCUCAUGUGUAUGAUGAUGUGGAGGGGGAGCUGCGAGAUGCUGCCCACCUUGCCUUGGGGUCCCCUCAGGGGUCUCCUCUGGGAUCACCAGGCUGCGGUGGUGGCGCCUUUGGUGUGGAGCUUUGGCAGCAGAAGUACCAGUAUCCUCUGGCCUUUAGCCCAGCAUUGUCACCUCAUCAGUCACCACGCCAGUCGCCCUGUCACUCCCCUCGCACCAGUAUCACAGAGGAGAGCUGGUUAAACCGACGGCCCACCUCCAGGCCUUCAUCCCGACCAACCUCCCCCUGUGGGAAGAGACGCUCCCCCAGCCCCACACCAGGGGCCUCCCCAAGGGGCAGUGUAACUGAUGACACAUGGGUGGGAAGCCCUGCAGGUGCUCUGGGGACCCUCUUGAUGUCUGGCUAUCAGGAGCUGGACGUCCCCUCUAAGACCAGGAGGACAUCUGGAAGCCAGCUGGGCCUCCUGGCUGGACAGGGAGACCCAGGGCUUGAGGAGCUGAGGACGGUGAUACCCUUCCAGGAUUCCCCAGGAGAGGAGUCACGCGAACAAGACGGCUUGGCCGAACUCUUCCUUCAGGUCCCAUCACACUUCAGCUGGAACAAACCCAAACCUGGAAACCCUCCACUGUUCAGGACCUCGUCACCCCCUCCUCUGGAUUGGCCUCUGCCCAGUCAGUUUGACCAGUUUGAGUUAAAGCUGGAGGUCCAGCCCAGAUCCUACCACAGGGCCCAUUAUGAGACCGAGGGCAGUCGAGGGUCCAUUAAGGCAGCUACGGGAGGACAUCCAGUUGUCAAGCUGAGCGGUUACAAUGAGCAGCCUGUCAGCCUGCUGCUUUUCAUUGGGACUGCAGACGACAGAUACAUUCGCCCUCAUUCCUUCUACCAAGUCCACCGGGUAACAGGAAAAACUGUUACCACCACCUGCCAGGAGAAAAUCAUGGGCAUCACCAAAAUCCUGGAGAUCCCACUGCUUCCAGAAAACAACAUGUCUGCUAGCAUUGACUGUGCUGGCAUUCUAAAGCUGCGUAAUGCCGACAUUGAACUGAAAAAAGGGGAGACGGACAUCGGGCGCAAGAACACAAGAGUACGGGUUGUGUUCAGGGUUGCUGUCGCUCAGCCAGACGGGCAAAUGCUGUGGCUGCAAACGGCUUCUGUUCCUGUCGAGUGUUCCCAGCGCUCAGGCCAGGAGCUUCCUCAGGUGGAGAGCUUUACUCCACUGAGCUGCUCUGUAGAUGGAGGAGAGGAGGUGGUGAUCACUGGGUCCAACAUCUCCACCCAGUCCAAAGUUGUCUUCAUGGAGAAAGGACCAGAUGGAAGAACGCUGUGGGAAAUGGAGGCCAGAGUCGUUCCUGAAAAAAGUAGUGGAUCCAGCAUUGUGGUGGAGGUUCCUCCGUACAAUAAAAAGACAGUAUGUCCAGUCCAAGUCCAGUUCUACGUCUCUAAUGGGAAGAGAAGAAGAAGCCUAACGCAGAGCUUCACCUUUAUGCCAGGAGCCAGACGUCACCUCGCUGCUGCAUCACAGCUGGUUAAACAGGAGCUCUGGGAAGUGGACCAAAUCUCCCAUAAUCCACCUGGCUUCUCCCCCGAGCCCUCACACCAUGUGGCCUAUUAUGAUUCCUGCGAGCUCCCAGUGCAUUGUGGUCCUCCUUCCCAAAAUGCUCCUCGUCUCCAUCAUCCUCCUGCCCCCCCUGCUCCUCUUCAGACCUCCGUAUUGUUUCCUCAUACCACCUCCGCUUCCCAUCAGACCUCUGUAAUCCCUCUGCAGACCUCCACCGUGCCUACUCAGCUCUUCUCAGUCCCCCCGCAGACCUCCUCCAGUGGACCUCAGGGGGAGCAUUCUCCAUCUCUGAGCUCGAGGAGAGCUUUUGUGACCCCUGCUGACCCCCAGAAGGACUCACCGCUGUCUAGUGCUGGGGAGAUGCUGAACAUUAAGCAGGAGCCUGAGGACCAACCGAAUCUGGGAUCCUUAGGCCUCCAGGAGAUCACACUGGAUGAUGUGAGUGAGAUCAUCGGCAGGGACAUCAGUGGCCUGAGCAGCAACGUCCAGCUUGACCAGUACGACCAGUACGACCAGUAUGACUGGGAGCACAAAUCCAAGGAUGCUGCCUUGCCAUUCUGUGGAGGCCACAAGUAGACGCUCAGCCAUCUUUAGAAGAUAACUGCAGAGCUUUGAGAAAUUAAUCAACAGUUUGCACAAAGUGCAUCAAACUAAUCUUCAAGUGCCUGAAAUCCAAACAACAGCCUCCGGUCUCUGAUCAGGUUUUCUCGUUCGUCUCAGGAAUUUUAGUACCUCACCGACAAACCAAAGGGUUUUUUUUUUGUCAUGGCUGAUUUGGUAGGACUGUUUAAACAAAAAGGGCUGAAAUUAUCUGUCUCACAAGAACCCUAAUGGUCUGUAGUGUCCUUACAGAGGCUAAAGUUGUACAAAAAUGAAAAUAUUCUGAAUCUAUUUAUUGGCCAGUUAAUUAAAAAAUCUAUUUUUGAUACUCUGGAUGUUUUCCAGUAAAAUCUGAAGUCCUUGAGCUGAUCAUUUACAUUUUUAUAGCUUGUUUUUUUCUCUGUACAGUUUACAUUAUUACUCUUGCUGAAUUUCAUUACUGAUGUUCAACCUGAACUGUUUUGGUGUGACACUGAAUUGUAGAAAUAUAUUGCAAGGUUGAAGUAAAAUAUGAAAAAAGA
Molecule: messenger RNA, 3476 nt
Organism: Sphaeramia orbicularis (orbiculate cardinalfish)
Lineage: Eukaryota; Metazoa; Chordata; Actinopteri; Kurtiformes; Apogonidae
Gene: nfatc3b
Product: nuclear factor of activated T cells 3b
Exons: 10
Coding region: 310-2931 (873 amino acids)
Biological process (GO): cytokine production; calcineurin-NFAT signaling cascade; regulation of transcription by RNA polymerase II
Cellular component (GO): transcription regulator complex
Molecular function (GO): transcription factor binding; DNA-binding transcription factor activity, RNA polymerase II-specific; RNA polymerase II cis-regulatory region sequence-specific DNA binding
Source: RefSeq, a predicted model, not a curated record